UCGAAACGUAGGCUUUGCUCUGUCGAGAAACCACCGGGAACGAACUAAAAAAAGAACAAAACAAAACAAUCAAUUUUCAAAGAAUUGCCCCUAAAAGGUGCAUAAUUGCGUUUCAAUUUUCCAUGAUGGAUGUAAAGCGCGCAAUGGCUCUAAAUGAGGUUAUGAGGAUCCCAAGAAGCAUGUGGCAGAAUUUCCACUAAGAUGUGCUGCAUCUGCGCUGCACGCUGGGCUGAUUGGAAAUUUCAGUGGAAGUAUUAGUGGAAGACAGACGCUUCCUGUAACCGCGUAUAUCGCACAGAUAAAUGGAGUAACGGAAAAGAGGAGAGGGAGGGGGGCCUCAGUAAACUUGACACAGCAUUCAAGGGAUGAUCGGACAACUCGUGUUAACUCUCCUCUUCAGGUACCGUUUCCUAUAAUUACCACAUAAAUUUGUGGAGUAGUCCACAGGGGACAGUCCUCUCCCCCCGCCGUCGGGGAGAUAGAAUAAAAAGCGACUGGACGCACAAGAGGGGGCAAACUUGGAACUUGGAGCGCCACACGGGAUAAUAUUAGAUUCUUCUUCUUCUUUUUUGCGCGUUUUCUUUGCACGUCCGGCGCUUGGAGGGUGAUCACCAGCCAUCAGCGACCACACAUAUGACUUCCGUAGCUUUAACUCUACCCAAAGAGGAACCGACUUUUUAAAAAGUGAACACUUACUGGGAUCAGGACGGGAACGCAACAGAGAGAAAAAAAAGUUACGCACAUGUGCAUCGUUUUGGCAGGACGCACCAGACGCAGUCAGCGCGUAAGAGAACUUUGAAAAGGUCUCCAAAAAGAAAAGAGUUUACUUUUUUCCUCCUUGGAUCCACUUUCCACUUUCCUCACUACACUGGAGCUAUGAGCGCACCGCGCAAACCCGUUGUUGUGGGACUGCUGCUAUUGAUGUGCGCUCUGACCGAGCACUGCGGCGAGAGCGCGCCCACCGCGGCGGCCGGCGGGGACGCGCCGCGGAGUUUGAGGCGGAUGGUGGAGAUCAUGAAGCACGUGGGGGAUAACCGGGGCAGACACCCAACAAGAACGGAAGACAGCGCGUCGGUAGAACAGAGGGACUUCCGCGGCAAGACGGACAAAGGGAACCAGGCUCUGGUUUUAACCCCCACAGAUUAUAAAACGAAAGAGAGAAUAAUAAAAUAUUUCACAGGUCCACUCGUGUUCAGCUCCAAGUGCAGGAAGAACGCGUACAGACUUUACCACCACACCAGAGACUGCACGUUACCUGCAUACUUCAAAAGAUGUGCGCGACUUCUCACACGGCUUGCAGGCAGCCCGCAGUGCACAGAGGGGUAGCGCGUGCACACUCAAAAGGUUGAAGUCAAACAUGUGUGCUUCAGAAGAAAAGAUACAAAAAAAAUACAUUGGUGAAAAAGUGCCUUGGACAGUGAGAGGGAAGCUUAAAUCUGACCGGCCUGUCUGACUUUAGGCACAGCGUUUUGCUUCACUCACGUCCCUUCUGCUGAGGUGAAAAUUGCUGCCAAUCACCACUUUGGCUGGGCCUCAAUGGUUAGCUGUCAUUACACAGAAGGAUCGAGGCAAGGAAAACACAGAGCAGGUGAAGAGUGAAGAGAAGAGGAGCUGGCAAAGACAAGCAAAGUGGGGGCUUUUCUUCCACUGCACUGGAUUUCUAAAGGAUGUUGCUUAAACAAAUAAUAAGAAACAAGAAUCACUUUCCUUUUGAGACAUUUUGCCCUUGUUGCGUGUUUUAGGUUGACAUUGACCCUUCUACUGCACUAUCACGAUCUAAAAACAGAAGUUCUCGCUGACCCCCAGCUGGUGACAGAGUAGUCACCCACUUGUGCUCAGAAUGAACUGUCAUUAAAUUAUUGCAAGAACAUUUUUCUGAAAGACCAAAAACACAAGUGGUGGCUUUAAGCCAUAGCCAACCUGUGGAUAGACUAACCCUGGGUACUGCGUGGUAAAGACCAUGUUUAUGUAUUUUACUCGUCAAAUGGCUUAGUGGUACAUAAAUCAUAGGUCAUGAUCUGUCUGCCCAGGAGUGUAAUGUAUAUACGGUAAACACAACCAUAGGAAGAAUCCACCAUUAAAGAGCGUGGCUGGCCUUUAGCACAAAGGUGUUAUAUAUGUAAAAGUGUAUAUCUAUAUAUA
Molecule: messenger RNA, 2142 nt
Organism: Xiphophorus maculatus (southern platyfish)
Lineage: Eukaryota; Metazoa; Chordata; Actinopteri; Cyprinodontiformes; Poeciliidae
Product: ALK and LTK ligand 2
Exons: 6
Coding region: 877-1326 (149 amino acids)
Biological process (GO): positive regulation of ERK1 and ERK2 cascade; positive regulation of ERK5 cascade
Molecular function (GO): receptor tyrosine kinase binding; receptor signaling protein tyrosine kinase activator activity
Source: RefSeq, a predicted model, not a curated record